Molecule: messenger RNA, 4044 nt
Organism: Gaeumannomyces tritici R3-111a-1
Lineage: Eukaryota; Fungi; Ascomycota; Sordariomycetes; Magnaporthales; Magnaporthaceae
Exons: 3
Coding region: 199-3696 (1165 amino acids)
Molecular function (GO): ATP-dependent chromatin remodeler activity; ATP binding
Source: RefSeq, a predicted model, not a curated record
AGUUCUUGAUAUCACAACCACCUUCACUCGGCUCGCGACCAACCCAAAACUCCCACCUAUAUAGACACCUACCUACCCACCUCAAUUACAGCCCGCCGUAACCAGGCUUCCUCCUCAACACACCAGACGGACAGCUGUCAACGCACCAUCUCGCUCCGGCUGCUUCGGCCGGGGCUCCUGUCCUGUCGUCGACGAGCCAUGUCUCACCUAGGGCCCGCUGUUUCUAGGUACAUCGCCGCCGGCACUGUGUUACUGAGCAGAGAGGACAGCCGUCUUCCCGGUGACCGAUGGGUCACCUUGCAGCAGUCGAGCCGCUGGCACGGUUUUGCCCGGCAUGACCGACCUCUGCCUGAAUCACCUUCUAGAACUUUGGCGCCUCACAUCGAGCUCAAGUCACCAGAGACCGAUGCCCCGCUGCUACCAGAGGAGACGCAAACUACUCUUCUCAAAGCCCUGGGCCCAGCAUCGAAGCUAUUCAAGCACCAUUGGGUUGAACUAGAGAUCUAUUUCUGCCAGGAUGCCGCCGUCGUCCGGGUCUAUCUCCUUCCCGAGGAUGUUGACCGGCGCUUGGUCAACCGGUCGAAUUCCGCCUUCAAGAAGAUCUGGAGUACCCUCCUCCAGCGCCUCAACUUUUCCCCAUCUGCAUGGCAAGGCGAUCCCAGCGCUGUCCACACCAGUCAACCCCCGCCUCAAGAGGGUUCUGGGGACGAUGAGACUGGUGCUGAAUCUGUGUCCUUGCUCCACCUCUUCAACACCAUCCCGUCACCAAAUCCGCAAACCGAGCAGCUUGCGGAUUCGUUCGACCGCGAUUAUAGCUAUAGUUUGUUGACAAGUAAAAUCCCGGGGCUCACCACGACUCUCUAUCCGUACCAGCGUCGGUCAGCGGCGCUCAUGUUCCAGCGAGAAACACAGCCGACACAAACACUAGACCCGCGCCUGAGUCUGGUGACUGACCACCACAACGUAGCCUGGUAUUAUGACCCGGCAAGCUGCACUGCUCUCAGACACCCUAGGUUCUAUGACGGGGUGCGUGGUGGGAUUCUCGCCGAAGAGAUGGGGGCUGGCAAAACUUUGAUCUGCCUAGCCCUGGUCCUCGCCACUCGCCACCAACCAGCCUAUGCGCCCGACAUCUACAAGAUCCCUGUGCCCGUUAGGCCCAAAAUCGCGUUCCUUGCAGACAUGGCCGCUUCGGCAGGCUCCCGCGAGUCGGUGCCAUGGGGUGCAUAUUUCGACGAUUCCCUUACGGGCGGUCGACACUAUAAGAACUGUCUGGCGGCGAUCGAGGGGAACCCGGUGUACUACCUCCUCCCGAGGCCAAAGCCAAGGCGCGAACAUCGACGCCCACGGUCAGCACUUCCUGCAACCAAGGUUUUUCUCAGUCGAGCAACCUUAGCCCUAGUUCCAGCCAACCUCCUACAGCAGUGGAGGGACGAAAUCGCGAAGCACACGAGUGGGCUGAGCGUCCUUGUCCUCGCCAUUGGGGGCCGGGAGAUACCUGAUACUACAGCUUUGGCAAAAUACGAGCUUGUCAUCUUCUCCAUCCCACGCUUCGAGAGGCUCCAUGAGCAGCGGGUCGCUAAUGAGAACGGGGCCUGGACGUUGGAUUCACCCUUGGCCCAAGUUCACUUCAAGCGGAUCAUAGUGGAUGAGGGACAUCGGCUCGGGAACUCCAGGAUUGGGAAUAAGUCAAACAUGCUCCAGAUUCUCGAGCACAUACAGGCGUCUGCCCGCUGGAUCGUGACAGGGACACCAUCCACAGGGCUGUUCGGCAUCGAUGACGGCGAUCUUGAGGCAGCUAGCGACGGCACGAGCGUGUCAAGCGAUAGCCUGCCCGUCAAACCCGGCAAGAAAGCCGCUCAGUCCUCUGUGCAGCUGGAGCGAAAGGAUCUAGAGCGCAUUGGGUCCAUUGCGUCGCUGUACCUGAAAGCGCGUCCAUGGGCCAACAGCUCCACGGAAGACGGGGAUUCGCGCGCGGAAUGGUCCGUCUACAUGAUGCAGAAAAAGCACAACGGCCGUGGGCAAGGCUGCUACUCGGUUCUCAAGUCUACUCUCGAAUCUCUGAUCGUCCGCCAUCGCAAAUCAGAGAUAGGCGACUUGCUCCCCGAGGUUGUGGAAAGGGUUGUCUACCUGGACGGGUCCUACCAAGACAAGCUUGCGUUGAAUCUCUUCUCGAUGAUGGUAAUUUCAAACGCGGUACAGUCGCAAAGGACGGAUCAAGACUUUUUCUUCCAUCCUCGCCAGCGCAAAAGUCUCUUGCAGCUACUUGCGAAUGUAAAGCAAGCCACCUUCUUUGGGGGUGCCUUUCUCGACAAGUCGGAUAUUACCAAGGCCUGUGAUACCGCGGAAGAGUUCCUCGCAGCGAAAAAGAUCCCUGUGAGCGAGGAAGACGAGCGGCUGCUGCGAGACGCGGUAGCGGUCGGCAGGCUAGCCUCAGCGAACAAGCUCAAGCAUGCAGCCAAAACGCACGGCGAAAUCCCUGUGUACGUCGAGAACUUUCCUGGCGCCGAAUUCGAUCAAGUAUCGCAGAGCUGGUGCAUCAUGGACCAAACCGAGGGCCACGGCCAAAUGAAUCACCUCGUCUGCACCGACGCGCCAAUCCUCCUGGCUCUCCAGCGGUUCGUGCGUCCUUGGAUGAGCUCUCCGGAGUCACUGGACAUUGUUUUCCGUUCCGGGACCUUUGCGCAACGGGGAGAGUUGGAGAAGGCGAAGAUUCAGGAGACGGCAACGCCUACAACUACGAAAAGCGCGACACUGGCCGGUAACACCAAGCUGGGAGAUAGCGGUCCACCGAAGAAGUCCUCCCGGCCCAAACCAAGCCCGGAUGCUGCGCCGGAUUGUGCGGGCGAUGCGUCAGGGGAGGUUGCCGAGUGCCUUGAGGGUGCUCGGCUUGUAUCUACAGCUUCAGCAAAGCUAUCGUACCUACUGGACGCGAUUGUUGAAAAUCAGCAAGCAGAGAAGAUCCUGGUAUUCUACGAGAGCGAAAAUGUGGCAUACUGGCUCGCAGGGUGCCUGGAGAAUCUCCAAGUACGGCAUCUCAUCUAUGCCAAGUCGCUGGCCGCCCAGCGUCGAGCUCAAUACGUUGCAACCUUCAACGAGAGUCCGACUUUCAGGGUGAUGUUGAUGGACCUGACACAGGCAGCGUUCGGCCUUGACAUGCGGUCCGCCUCGCGCAUCUACUUUAUCAAUCCCGUGCUCAACCCUCAGGUCGAGGCGCAAGCGAUCGGGCGAGUGCGGCGCAUCAGCCAGAACAAGGCGGUGACGGUCGAGACGCUGGUGCUGCGGGGGACGCUCGAGGAGGUGGUCGUGGAGCGGCGCAAGGACAUGACGCAAGCCGAGCACCAGAAGUGCAAAUCGCUGCUGGACGACAAGCCCCUGCUCGAGUGGUUCCGCAACCCGAAGCUGAUUCCACUCCCGGACGGCGACGGCCCGGACGACCCGGCGCAGAUGGCGCCCCUCAAGACGCCGCUGCCGCUGUUUGGCCACGGGGCGGGCAAGCUGUCCCACCCGGACGAGGACCUGGUGGUGCGCGACGGGCGCGGCGGCGCACAGGGCGAGCCCGCGACGACGGCCGCGACAAAGAGGCCGCUCUCGGCCGUUUUGGAGGGCGGCGGAGGGGCGGCGGCAAAGGACAAGGUUGCGAAGCGGCCGCGGGAGGCCAAGGGCGUUCGGUUUGUGGACCCCGCCGGAGACGAAUAGCCGAGGGCUGGCGGCGCUAAAAGUCGGCGAGAUGCUUACCUGGCUUGGCGGCUUGGUUUUUGCAUUUCCCGGAGUUUGGUUGGCAUGGCUACCUGGGCAGGCUUUUGGCCAGCGGGUAAGACUGCAACCUGAUGACGGUAUCGGAGCGGGCGUUUAUCAACGGGAUUGCGUGUACAUGGACUGACUGAUGGGAUACCCCUGGGAAUGGGCAUUUGGGUUUGCGGCGCGUUUGCGGUUGUUAUUCAUUCUCCUGUUAUAAAAGGUUGCCAUGAUAGAUUUGGUCUUGCACAAUUCUAUGGAUCACUUUCUGAUGGCAUAAUGCCUUUAAUGAACGAUAUCGGCCACCGG